Messenger RNA from Myotis lucifugus (little brown bat), 1943 nucleotides. It is a transcript of the gene BEND6, whose product is annotated as BEN domain containing 6. Lineage: Eukaryota; Metazoa; Chordata; Mammalia; Chiroptera; Vespertilionidae. The record is from RefSeq and is a predicted model, not a curated record. Bases 485 to 1330 code for a protein of 281 amino acids. The transcript is spliced from 7 exons. Gene Ontology annotation, cellular component: nucleus. Gene Ontology annotation, molecular function: DNA binding; transcription corepressor activity. Gene Ontology annotation, biological process: negative regulation of Notch signaling pathway; positive regulation of neuron differentiation.
GGGGGGCGGGAAUGGGGCGCGUGGCGGGGGCUCGCCUGAUGACAUCACAGCCGGGCUGCGGCAGCGCGGGCGCGCGGACAUGGCUGCAGCGGCGGCGGCCGCGGGCUGCGCUCGGGCCUGAGCGCCCAGCGCCCUCCUGUGGGGCCGCCCGCCAGUCCGCGCCGUCCGAGAGUGCACCAGCCAGGGGCCUCGAAGCUCCCGGUCGCUUGGGGCCUCCGCCUGUCCAGCCUCCCUUGGCCUAAUUGCAGGGAGCCUGGCGUCAGGGGGCGCCAAGGAGCCAGGGGGAAAACCGUAAGGCGCGGAGGGAGCCUCCAGGCGGUGCUGCCCCCUACCCUCCCGUCUUCCCGCUCCCCGCCCCGAUGUUGGGGCUUUGGAAGAUGCUGCCGGGAAAAACAUUAACUUUUGGGCUACAUCUGGAAUAGCAUCAUCUACAUGGGCAUUCCCUCCUACAAUUUUAGAAAACCUCUGGUAACUACUUGAUACAAUGCAGACGACCUUCCAAACAGAUGAAGUUAGCAAUACCCACGCUCUUAGAAAAGGAAAGAGGAAAAGGACGGAGACAAUGGACUCAGAGAAUGCAAACAGUGACAUGGAUAAAGGACAGAGAGACCCAUACUCGGGAAAUGCCUUUCUGCCCGGUGAGAGCUCCAGUGAGGAUGACGAGCCUUUAGAAGAAUUAUCGAAGGAGGAAUUGUGCAUGAAAAUAAAAAGCCUGAAACAAAAACUGACAAACACCCGGAAAGAAAACAGCCGCCUUCGACAGUCUUUGGUGAUGCUUCAAGUGUUACCACAAGCAGUUACCCAGUUUGAAGAAUUGGUUGGUAUGGCAGAGGCCGUGCUUAAGGGUCGAGGAACCAUGUUUACAUCUGCAUCCACCCUCUGGAGAGCAACAAACAACUCCUCACCAGAUUCAUUUGCCUCCCUGUGCAGUAAUUCUAAUUCUAAUUCUAAUUCCAGUUCACCAAUUUCCUUGAAAGCUGAAGAAGAGCAUCACACUGAUGAGAAGCAGUUCAAGAUUGAAAAAUGGCAGAUUGCUCGUUGUAACAAGAGCAAACCUCAGAAGUUUAUUAAUGAUUUAAUGCAAGUACUUUACACAAAUGAAUACAUGGCCACACACAGCCUGACCGGUGCAAAAUCCUCUACUUCAAGGGAGAAAGCAGUAAAGCCAGCUAUGAAUCAGAACGAAGUUCAAGAAAUCAUAGGAGUCACAAAACAGUUAUUUCCCAACACGGAUGAUGUCUCAAUCAGAAGAAUGAUAGGGCAAAAGCUGAACAACUGUACCAAGAAGCCAAAUUUAAGCAAAAAUAUGAACUCUCAGGAUAUUAAGUAGGUCCUUGUGGUACUAUACAUAUCUGAAAUAAAGCACCUCCAGUUUUAAAUGUAACGUUGGAUUUUGUUGGAGAAUCUGCAACCUCCCUGGUGAGCACAGAGGGACAGGUGCAGGGACAGGCUGAGACCUCUGUGACAUCGAUGGACUCUCCUGAUGGAGCAACAAGCUUGCUGAAGAAGUUGCAUGUAGAUUCCACCCUAAAUAUCCACGAUGCAUCAAACUAGAGAAUUUCUAGCAGUUAAAUAAGCAUGCAUUAUGGUUUCUUGCCUUUUUCUGUCCCAAAAUCUUCUCUGUACAGCUAACUUAACAGGAUAGUCAGAGCUCUUAUCACAACAAAAAACGUCAACCCUUAAAAUUGGUCAUUGCCCUCACCAAUUGCUGUACAUUCUUACCAGUCACUCUCCAUGUUGGUUUUCGGAUCUUUAGCAUGAGCACGUGUGUGGGAAAGUACAGGGAAAUAAAUAAUCACUGUUCACAAGUAGGAGAGCAGCAGAGUCAGCCUAAAAUCUGAUAAGCCUAUCUCACCGAGUCAUAGUGUUUGAGCAAUAAAAUUACAAGAUAAGUCUGUUACUUAAAAUGUAUAGAAUAAAAAUUUUUUUAAAUGAGAGCAGCA